AGAUUGACUUAUUUUUAAGUCAUGAAAGUUUUAUUUUUUAGGACAUGAAUUAUAGUAUGUCACAUUCAUUGCAUCACAAACCUCAAGUAAGCUCACAUGAAAAACACUGUCAUGUAAUAGAUGUACAGAUUGAGCGAAUGCUGAGAUUUUGACUAGAUGAGGCUGAAGCCUCAGAGGUCACUGAAGUUUCUGCAUGUUGUCCAUCCUCAUCCUUCACAUCCCAGCAUAGGAUAGCCUCACUUUUUGCAUGCCCUGACUCCUCCCCCUCCAUGCCUUUGGCUCCUCCCACCCCUGAAAUUCGCUUGCGAAAACUGGUUGAUGAGAGGGAAAACUUAAUAGAGCAGGUUAAGAGAUUGAAAGGGCAGCUUGAGCAGAAGAAACAGAAGAAUGGUAUGGAGGAUUCGUCCAGCCCAGAGGGAGAUGUGCUGGAGAACGGUGCUGACUCCAACAUCAUGGAUAUACAGAGUAAGAAACUGCUUGCACUCGGGGAUGCGAACAGACAAAUCAAUGACCUCAAAUUUAAGCUUGUCAAAUCAGAGCAAGAAGUCACAGCACUUGAACAGAAUGUCACAAGGCUCGAGGGUCAUGUGACCCGUUACAAAUCUGCAUCUGAAAAUGCAGAGAAGGUGGAGGACGAACUCAAAGCUGAAAAACGCAAACUGCAGCGAGAGUUGCGCUCUGCACUGGACAAGAUUGAAGAGUUGGAGUCCAGUAACAGCCACCUCUCGAAAAGGCUGGAGAAGAUGAAGAGUGGCCGGGGAACAGCAGCAACUCCCUAAUGGUUUCAGAUCUAUCCCAUCAUCUGCCAGAAUUCACCUCCGCUGCCUGUAUAUUUCCCAUCAUUCUGCACCUUAAGCAAAGUUGAUAAAACUAUAAACAAGUCCAUGAGAACCCUGCUACGUUAUAUCCUGCAACCGUGCCAUUUCUUCCUGUUUAUCCAUUUAGGUUGAGUUCUUCAUCUUUGGAGAACCCAAUCAGGACUUUCGAAGGAUGCAGAAGGACUCUUAGUGUGCCUCAUUCAAAAGCACAAACACUGUAGUUCAAAAAGUUAGAAUGGUAAUGAUCACGUGAAUGUUGCUGAAUUGAUUUGAGCGUUACGUGCAAGGCUGCCUGAGAUUAUUUGGAGAAGGAUCUGAAAAGAUACUCUAUGGAAUUCGGAAUGUGAAGAUCAGGACAUGUUGUCCAGCUCUAGGAAGUCUGUAUAGCCAUUUGUUUGGUUAAAGACACUUGUUGCUUCACUAAGACAAGACAGAUGAGUAUGUACGAUUGUGUGUUUGAUGCUUUCAUGUGUUCCACUCGCAAAUAUAUUUUAUUAACACUGUUGAGUAGUCUAGAUCUUCCUUAUGUAUCUGAAGCCAAAGGUUCUGAAGUAAUAUUGAGGUCUCGCAGCUGUCUCUUGCAAUCUGUGUUCUUUUAAUUAUUUUUUUCCUCUAAUGAAUUGUCUAUAAUGGUCUUCCUAACAUGCUCACAGACCAGUGUGACAACGGAGGAUGAAUACUGAUUCUUAGUGAAUUUUGUUGUUGCAUUGACGCUGACAAUUCAACCACCUACCUGAACCACAUAAAUCAGGAAGUUGUACAAGGAUUUCAGGCUAAGCAGCAACUUCUGGUGUUGUUGCCUUUGACAAGAUUUAACAUUAACGACCUCCAGGUGAUGAAAAAGCCUGGAAGAUUCAGAACGGUCUCAUCCUGUCCAAACCAAUUAUGAGGAAUGAUGUGAUCAGAAGCAUUAAUUGUUGAAGACUGUUGUGAUCACAAGCACCAUUUAUUAUCACCAGCCUGGAUGAGAGGCGGCUCCACCCUGUUUACAAUGCUUUAAACCAUUUGUAGGUUAACUUUAUGAAAACUGUAUGAAUUAUGAUCUGCAAUAAAAUGUCCAUUUUAAUUUAAAAAAAAAAGUUGUUUGU
Molecule: messenger RNA, 1906 nt
Organism: Sinocyclocheilus rhinocerous
Lineage: Eukaryota; Metazoa; Chordata; Actinopteri; Cypriniformes; Cyprinidae
Product: leucine-rich repeat flightless-interacting protein 2-like
Exons: 6
Coding region: 270-779 (169 amino acids)
Biological process (GO): regulation of transcription by RNA polymerase II
Molecular function (GO): DNA-binding transcription factor activity, RNA polymerase II-specific; RNA polymerase II cis-regulatory region sequence-specific DNA binding
Source: RefSeq, a predicted model, not a curated record